AUGACCGAAUUACGCCGCUCAGCAAGGGUUGCCGCGCAGCCAGCUAAAGAAGAAGCACCAGCGGCCUUUCCACCGGCUAAAAAGGCCAAGAAGGAUACAACCGCGCCAAAAGCUACCCCUAAAGCAGAGCCCAAAAAAGCGAGCGACAACGGUGAAGACGCUGAGGAGAUCCAAGUGGGCGACAAGAUUCCGGAUAUCACGUUGUUGAACCAGGACGAGGAAGAAGUCGACUUGUCCGCAAUUGCCAAGGCCAACAAGUACGUCGUCAUAUUCGCUUACCCCAAGGCAUCCACCCCUGGCUGCACUAGACAAGUAUGCGGAUUCCAAAAAAACUACAAGUUUUUGACAGACAACGAUGUUGCUGUGUUUGGGUUGUCGAGCGAUGAGCCCAAGGCUCAAAAGAGUUUCCAAACAAAGCAAGGUGCCGAGUAUGACUUGUUGAGUGACCCUGAAAAGCAAUUGCUUGGCGUGUUGGGUGCUAAGAAAUCGCCUAGUGGCAUCAAAAGAUCGCAUUGGAUUUUCAAAGAUGGGGUUUUGGCCGUGAAGGAGAUUCAAAUUUCUCCUGAGCAGAGCUUUGAGGGUGCAAAGGAAGACAUAGAGAAGUUUAUUGCUGAAGCCAAGCCGGAGGCGGAGGCUAAUGGAGAUGAGAAGAAAGGAGAGGAGAAAGAGGAGGUUUUGAAGGAGAAUGGAGAUGACAAGAAGGAAGAGAAUGGUGACGCGGUUGACAAGGACGAAGCAAAAGACUCCCAGCCAGUCUUAGAGCCAAAGGAAGAGGCAAGGGAAGAAGAAGGAUACAAGGAAGAUGACGAAGGUGCUGCACCACCCGAAGACGCAGUGGCCAAAGACGCCGUUGAAGAGGCUGAGGAUAAGAUCAAAGAAGAUAAAGAGCCGACCGAUGCAGAACUCGCUAAAGAGGAAGAAGAAGAGGAAAAAGAAGCAGCUGCUUGA
This is a messenger RNA of Lodderomyces beijingensis, 948 nucleotides long. The record is from the annotation of a GenBank genome assembly. NCBI's taxonomy places the organism in Eukaryota, Fungi, Ascomycota, Pichiomycetes, Serinales, Debaryomycetaceae.